CUGAACUCACAGAUUUUCAAACCAUCUAGUGUGACUAAGUGUUAAUCACUCAGGGGUGUGGAAGGUUCUGUGGAAGUUGCUGUUUCUUUCCAGAAACUUCCAUUUCCACAAGGCUUAAAAGGGCUGGCAAUUACAUAUCCCCCUUUUGUAGUUGUUUUGUUUUUAGGUUGAUUUCCGCAGGACAGUGAGACAUCCCCUGUCAUCCCACCUUGGCAGAAGGGUAAAGUGUGUGAAGUUGCUGUAAUUAAUAAGCAUUUUGCAGUGUCAAAAUCUAAAACAUGUCUUAGCUCUGUUUAUUUCUUUUAUGGUAUACCAAAUUUCCUGUCACAAUCCCUCUCCAAAUUUGUUUCUCCCAAAAGCAGGUUUUAUGUGCCCAAAGGGCGGAUAUAUUCAGGAUUGAUUAAUCUGUCUACAAAUCACUGCCGAGCUGGGCAGAGCCUCCAAGUCAGCUGGUUUGAAAACCCGCCCACCACAAACCUCUUCAUCCAUUUGAGAUUUGCUUUACAAGGAAGAAGAUAUGAGCUAUAAAGCCUUCAAGAGAAAGUUAACUGCAGAGUCCUCCUUGCCAGUUGGCGUGGGAGAAAACCGUGAAAAGCUCCAAGGAAAAUUUCACAGAAUCAUCGAGUCUGUGUUUCCUGUUAAGCGUCUCUGCUGCUGGGCAGGGAUCAUCAUCUUUAUGGUUGUUGUAGCUGCAGUUGUGUUUCCCUUAGUUUUGUCACCGUCAGGAGGAGGAAAGAAUGAAAAUAACCAUACUGCUUGCUCAAUUGACUGGAUUGGAAAUGGGAGUAAAUAUUUCUAUUUUUCUGAAAACCUAACAGACUGGAUAUCCAGCCAGAAAUUCUGUGUGGAACACAAUGCUCAACUAGCUCAAUUUGAGAGCCAGGAGGAUCUGGAUUUCCUAAAUGGACACAAGAAUGAUUCUGCCUACUGGAUUGGCCUGCACAGAGAGUCAACACAACACCCAUGGACGUGGACAGACAACACUAAAUAUAACGACUUGGUUCCCAUCCGAGGAGAAGGACAAUAUGCCUACCUGAGUGACAGAGGGAUCAGCAGUGGCAAGGAGUACAUGCCCAGGAAGUGGAUUUGUAGCAAGCCCAAGAGCUAAACUUUAUAGUGCCCAGAAGUUUCAUAGCUUGUGUCAAAGAUAUCAUGAGAGACCUGUAACAUGUUAUCUAUAGUCACUGACUCAUUUGUUUAUCUUCUAAAAUUAUCAAAGUCAAUUCAUAAUCCGUGGUGAUAUCCAAGAUGAAAACCAUCAUAGACAUCUAUACUUAAGAGUGUUUGGGUAUCUUUGAGAGAUUCUAAAUUAAUUUCAGUGCUUUGGUAUGAGUUGGUACUCAUAUCUUAAAUGUGAAUAGCAAUCCUGUCAGCAUUAGUGACCUUCUCUUUUAUGACCAGAUAUGAUUUUUUCCAUUAGUUUUUCCUUUGAAUCACUGAGACCUUAAAAAAAUGAGGGGAGGACAAUAUUGAGCCAAGAUGGCUGCAGCAUACAUGGCUGCUAUAGAGGGCUAGAGGGGAGGCAUCCUCCUGCACCCUUCCCCCACAGCUCUGGGUAUCCUGCACCAGGCCACGUCACUGGUCUGCAACCACCAAGGAGGAGCCUCACACUCCAAUGCCACAGCCUCAGCAACCCAAGCCAAAGCAAGAGUGAUGUCCUUCUGUUAGAAAGUCAGGGAAAAGUGUCAGAGAGAAUGGUUGUAUCUUCAGUAAAUGUGCUCUCACAUGUCUGGAA
Messenger RNA from Peromyscus leucopus (white-footed mouse), 1735 nucleotides. RefSeq names its product C-type lectin domain family 2 member H-like. The coding region runs from base 518 to 1108 and encodes 196 amino acids. Gene Ontology annotation, cellular component: external side of plasma membrane. NCBI's taxonomy places the organism in Eukaryota, Metazoa, Chordata, Mammalia, Rodentia, Cricetidae. The transcript is spliced from 5 exons. The record is from RefSeq and is a predicted model, not a curated record.